UCCUUUUACACUUUCACUUCUUCAUUUUUUGAAGUUCUCCAAUAAAAACAUUCGUUUACUUAUUUUAUUUAAAUAUAAAUUAUGAAGUCAUUUUCUGCAAUAUCAGUAGGAUGGACGGUCGUGCCACCACCGGAUAUAACAUUUCCGUCGUCUUCUUCAUAUUUUGGCCGUGAAUUUAGAUUAACAUCCCAUGUCCACUCUCUGAUUGGGGAUAGAUUAGUCAUUUCAAACCGCAAUGCAUCUUGCUUUGUAGUGCAAAGAUCAUCUAACUCUACAGCUACUGAAAGAACAGAGAAAGGGGAACAUGAAAGAUCACCUGAAAAAGAUGAAGGUGUUUCAUAUACGUUAGAUGAAGCAAUUUCCAGCAUAGGGUUUGGGAAGUUCCAGUUUAUCGUGCUUGCAUAUGCUGGACUGGGUUGGGUGGCGGAAGCCAUGGAGAUGAUGCUUUUGUCCUUCGUCGGACCGGCCAUUCAACCGGAAUGGGGACUUUCUUCCGGCGAAGAGAGCUUCAUUUCAACUGUUGCUUUCGCUGGCAUGCUUGUGGGGGCAUAUUUGUGGGGCGUCGUUUCAGAUAACUAUGGAAGAAAGAAGGGUUUCCUUGGUGCAUCCAUACUAACAACAGGAGCUGGAUUCUUGAGUGCUUUCGCCCCAAAUUAUACAUCAUUAUUGAUUCUUCGUUGCUUCAUUGGCAUUGGUCUAGGGUGUGGACAUGUAUUUACAUCAUGGUUUCUAGAGUUCGUUCCAACUCAAAAAAGAGGAACAUGGAUGGUUGUUUUUGCAACAUUUUGGACUGUUGGAACCAUUAUUGAGGCUUCACUCGCAUGGUCGAUCAUGCCUAGAUUUGGUUGGAGAUGGCUACUCGGUCUAUCUGCUUUUCCAUCUCUACUUGUGUUAUUGUUUUAUGGUAAUGUACCCGAGUCACCAAGGUACCUUUGCAUGAAAGACAGAUUGACUGCGGCACGUGAUGUUUUAGAGAGAGGAUCAACACUCAAUCAACGUGAACUUCCCAUUGGCAUGCUAGUGUCCGAUCAAAUAAAUAAAGCUGAUCAUAACGAGUUUCAUUCGUUAGAAACCUUGGAUGAUCAUAGAACUACUGUGUCGUCGAUAUCCAUGCUACUAUCACCUAAGUUGAUAAAGACAACACUUCCGUUAUGGGCCUUGUACUUUGGAAAUACAUUUUCUUAUUAUGGUAUUGUGCUUCUGACUUCACAAUUGAGCAUUUCUAAUAGCGAAUGUGGUAAUGUGAUUGCUUCGCAGUUGGAAAGUAUCCAGGAUUCGAGUCUCUACACGAAUGUGUUUGUAACUAGCUUGGCAGAACUCCCCGGGCUUGGUUUGGCAGCCAUCAUAUUAGACAGACUAGGUCGUAAGAUCUCGAUGAAAAUUAUGUUCCUUGCGGGAUUCAUUCUACUUCUACCACUUGUUGUUCAUCAAAAUCAAAUAAUGACUACAACAUUUCUAUUUGGAGCUCGUAUGUUCAUCUCCACAAGCUUCAUUGUCGCUUGUAUCUACGCCCCAGAGGUAUACCCAACAAACUUAAGGGCAAGAGGAGUUGGAAUAGCAACGGCUAUAGGUCGAACCGGUGGCAUGGUGUGCCCGAUUAUAGCAAUUGGACUGGUUGCAAAUUGCAACCAAACACUCGCAAUUAUGUUGUUUGAGGUUGCUAUACUUGUUUCAGGACUUAGUGUUGUUAUGCUUCCAUUUGAAACCAAAGGGAUGGAAUUAAUUGAUGAUGUGGAACAAUCUAGCAAUAUAUGAAAAGAAAAAUAUUUUAUUUUUUUUAUA
Molecule: messenger RNA, 1782 nt
Organism: Lactuca sativa (garden lettuce)
Lineage: Eukaryota; Viridiplantae; Streptophyta; Magnoliopsida; Asterales; Asteraceae
Product: organic cation/carnitine transporter 7
Biological process (GO): transmembrane transport
Cellular component (GO): membrane
Molecular function (GO): transmembrane transporter activity
Source: RefSeq, a predicted model, not a curated record